Molecule: messenger RNA, 1278 nt
Organism: Aspergillus clavatus NRRL 1
Lineage: Eukaryota; Fungi; Ascomycota; Eurotiomycetes; Eurotiales; Aspergillaceae
Exons: 1
Coding region: 1-1278 (425 amino acids)
Biological process (GO): proteolysis
Molecular function (GO): metallopeptidase activity
Source: RefSeq, a predicted model, not a curated record
AUGCCUCCUCGCAACGUCUGUCGCCAUACGGCAACAUGCUAUGAAACCUCACCAUAUGCACCCGAAGCUGGAUACGUGCAACCAAGUCGAAAAAGUCGGGCAGACGCCGCAAGGCCUGCAAAGACAAAAGAUCGAACGUCAGCAGCUAAGCUUCCAGAUCACAGCAUCUUUCCUCCACCGCUGGUUCCGCCUGGCGAUGAUCUAGCAUUAGAUCCCGAAUAUCCACCGCAAUCCUUUCAGGAUUGGCUGGAAGAUGAGGACCGUAAUGAAAUCACUCCUGACAGGAAAGCAAUCUACAUUCUGGCUCCGCCAGAAAUCGGGGAGGAUAUUGCGUUCAUGCAAGGCUGGACGGCUCCUAGAAUGCAACAGGGACAGCUGCGGUUGAACGAACCUUCUGCUGAAGAUAUUGUAGAAUAUCUAGCAGCGUUCUACCAUGGCCUUCCCGUUAAACUGCUUGAGAUCCCUGAUUUUCGGUUCGUUGCCUGGGAGGAGCAGAAAUCAAAAACUGUACCUCGUCUCGUCGGCCUGGCUGUCUCGGACGAGUGCACUGGGAUUCGCACACGGCCGUGUCCAGAUAGACUCUAUCCUCGUCAACUUAACCUUGACGAUCUUCUGGAUGUGGCGAUAAGCCUGCUUCCCCAGGAUGCAUAUGCCCUAUGUCUCUUGGUGAACCAUGAUUUGUAUGAGGACAAGGACGACACAUUUGUUUGCGGUCGUGCAUACGGGGGUAGUCGUGUCGCUGUGGUCUCCAGCGCUAGAUACUGUCCGGCCCUCGAUGAUGUCCAGUCGGUGGAGAGGGGGCACGCCUGGCCCGCAUCCCAUUGUAUGGAUUAUGUCCAGAGCGUCUGUGCCGCGGGUAGCACUGCGAAAAAGCAGAAAACGAUAAAGAAGCACGGGGAUAACACCACCACUCCGCUGAGAGCAUCCAUGCUCACAGUCCGUCCUCGUCUGAACGACUCAUCGAACCUUUCGUUAUUAUGGCUUGCUCGAAUGUGCCGUACGGCGAGCCACGAGCUAGGUCACUGUUUUGGGAUCGACCACUGCGUUUACUACGCGUGCAUCAUGCAAGGAAGUGCUUCUCUCUCUGAGGAUGCAAGACAGCCUCCGUAUCUGUGCCCGGUUGAUCUUGCGAAGCUCCUACACGCGACAGGAGCCACAGUUAGAGAACAAUACAUGGAACUCAUCCGCUAUUGCUCGAAUGGCCAAAGGCGAAACGAGUCUUUCUUUGAUGCUUUCGCGACCUGGAUGAGAUCAACCCUUAACACCAUGCCGGGUUGA